CCAGCUGCUUAUCAGUCUGCUGCGUCUCCUGUUGAGAACUGAUGUUGUUUUUCUGCAGGUCAGUGAUGAAGUCCCGCAGAUCUGCUCUGUUGAUUCUGAUUUUAAUGAUCAUCACUACACUCAUUACUGAUGCUCCUACCGUGAUAGCGCCUCUCCGUGGCUCUGCUGUUCUGCCGUGCUCUGUGAUAUGUUCUGGAGUGGUGAGAUGGACGGUGUUUCGUAAACGUUCUGAUGUUCUUGCUGAGUGUGAUCAGACUUCCUGCAGAUCAGUGAAGGAGGGAUAUCAGAUGAUCUAUAAUCAAUACCUGCAGGGGAAUCUCUCUCUGAUCAUCACUGAAGCUGAUUACAGUAAGAGGGACUGGUACACAUGCGAGUGUGAUGGUAGAGACAUCUGUGAUGUGCGCCUGCAGAUUGAGCCUCUGAAUUCUACAGUUCAGAAGAUCUCUGGUGAUUCUCUGGUGAUGAGGUUGGAUGUGUCAGAUCCAGUGCAGGUGAUUUAUAACAGCAGUACAGGUGCAGCUGCUGGAUCCAGUGAUCAGAUCUGUACAGUGGAUGGAGAAUCACUGCAGUGUAAACCUGAAUAUAAACACAGAACAUCUCUAUUAUCUGUUCUGGAGCUGAGAGGAGUGAAUGAGUCUGAUAGUGGAGUUUAUACUGUUAUCGACACCAUUAAUAAAGAGGUCAUUCACAUCUACACUGUGACUGUUACAGAUGUGCAGCAGAGCUGGAUCUGGAAGGAUGGAUAUGAGAGGGGAUACAGGGAUGGGUACCGGACGGGAUUAGCUGCUGGAGGAGCCGGAUUCGGGAUCAGCUUUCUGGUUUUAGGUUUUAUUUUUGGAUGGUGUGCUUGGAGUAGAAGAAUUCAUUUCUCAAGAAACUGAUCUUACUUAAAAUUACACUUAUGUGCAGCCUUUUUGCCUUUUCAGGCAUCAAAGCACACUUAAAUUAUAAUAUACAGACUCUUACUUACACUCAGCACACAGCCAAUCAACACACACCGGUGAGAAGCAGCAGCCAAUCAUCCACAUCAUACUCUCAACCGGAAACCACCGUGAACGUGCUAACUGACCUGAGGAAAGAGUGAGUUUCUGACAUAAGAAAACGGCAGCUAGAAGUUUGGAGAAUUGGGAGCUUCUUUUAUUAAAUGUUUACUUGUUUUUUGAGGUUUAAAGACAGAACCACUGAUGUGUUAUUCACCUCAUCCUGCCACGCCCAUUUAGAAGAGUUGAUUGCUCUUGUUUUUGUGUUAGAAUAUCUGUUGUUUUCACACACAACUCUCACAGAAAGAUGAUAGAGGAUAGAGCUUCUUAUAUGGGAAUUUUGGUUGUUGAUUUG
This is a messenger RNA of Astyanax mexicanus (Mexican tetra), 1335 nucleotides long. RefSeq lists its product as uncharacterized. The coding region runs from base 42 to 881 and encodes 279 amino acids. The transcript is spliced from 4 exons. The record is from RefSeq and is a predicted model, not a curated record. Lineage: Eukaryota; Metazoa; Chordata; Actinopteri; Characiformes; Acestrorhamphidae.